CUGUUACCAUGGCAAGCUUUAUCAGACAGUUGUCAUUCAGUAUACACACUUCCCGGAUUCAAGAUCCAUGGCCACCUGCUUAAAGCCAUUUUGCUCCAGAGCAAAAGUGGAUGCGAGAAAAUGUGUGCUUCACAAGAAGGGUGCAACAGCAUCAGCUUUCAUCAGAACACAAGAAAGUGUGAAUUGCAUGACGGUAACCACAUCUCACAUCCCGAAAGCGUUCUUCCAAGUGAGGGAUAUAUUUACGUAAACUUUCCAAAAAGGCCUCCAAAGAGAUGCAGUCGUAAGUUAUGCAGCAGACCGUUAGCAUGUGUGCCUGAAGGCGAUAGCUACAAUUGUGUAAGCUGCGAAGAGGCGGGACAGGUUUUGAAUUUUCCAAGAAAAUCUACCGAAGACCACGCUAUCCUGGAUGAGCCAUUUACGUCCUCGUUAAGUGCCUUCACACUUUCCCUAUGGGUCCAAGUGGACACAAGCACUCGCUCUAAUACUGCGUUCUCUUAUGGUACCCCGUUACACGUAAAUGCAAUUAGCAUAUUUAUUUAUCCCGACGCUGUUUCAACUACGAUCAUUGACUCUCAUGCCUCCCAUUAUGACAUUAAUUACGUUGUUGACGGCAAUUGGCAUCAUAUCAGCCUUACUUGGGAAAACACAAAUGGCAACGCAAAGCUGUACAUAGAUGGCGUAUUACGAAGCUCACGGAUCACAAAGCAAGGGGAAGUGAUCAGCAAGGGUGUGUUUGUGCUUGGCCAAGACCAAGACGUCUACAGGGGUGAUUUYGACAGCGCCCAGGCCCUGAAGGGAAAUAUARCSAGUGUAAACCUUUGGAGUAGAGAUUUCACUUCAGGAGAAGUGUCAGCCCUGGCCAUGACAUGCCCRACUAUUGAGGGGGAUAUUGUACAAUGGUCAACUUUGAAGACAAAGGCUGCUGGCCAGGCGAAGCUCGUGUGCUCCAAUUUUUGCAUGUAAAACGAAUGUUAAGCCRUUUUGCAAUGGAUCUACUAUUUUGGAUACUUCCCACAAACCGAGGUCAAUGACAGAAMACAACUUACUGAACUUUUKUCACUACAAAACCAAACUCAUUGCUGUAUAUUUCGCUGUUAUGCAGUCAAAAGGMAUUAUGUGCGCCCCCUCAAAAACACCAUUAUUCAGUUCAUUAUUCGAUUCUUGGUCGAUUCAACAUUACAUUGUUAAGAAAAGAAUGCGGCUGUAGAUUAAAGCGCCGAGUAGAAGACUUUCMAAACACCAACGCUUUCGCUAAAAUACACUAAAUAUAUCGGGCGGGUUUGAUUACUUACACCUUCGGCUGYCUUCUCAAAAGCAUUGGCAUGAGAUAAAGACCACACGAAAAGACAACUGACGUGAAUUUGAAGCAGUAUUAAUAAGGCCUUUUGAUCAAUAAAACGGACAUCAAUCUCUUCGGAAAAUUGGACGCAUUCAAAAUAACGGUCGAAUCUGGACGAACAAACCCCGAUUGAUAGCCGAACAUAGCUUAAAAAUAAACAUCCAAUGGCAAGCAGUAUAAGAAUGACGUCUUUAUCUCUYUUAACAAGCUUGGUGAAAGAAACCCACAUAAUAUCUGGAUUGCUGGUGAUAUGAACUUUCCUGGGUAUAAUUGGGRAUCCAAUCAUAUUAAGUCGAACUGCCGUUAUCCACGUACAGUUAACAUCACAAUUUACGGAUGCCUUGGAAGAUCACUCACUUACCCAUAUUGUAAAUAAACCAACAAGAGAGGAAAAUAUCCUUGACCUCUUUAUCACGAACAAUGAAACUCUGAUCAACAAGGUCCAAGUUAUCCCUGGGCUUARUGACCACGACAUAGAGGAGGCCGACAUCAGAACUACCCGUYCUUUUUCAGAGACCAAGGCACAUCUACCUGUAUAAAAAGGCAAAUUGAGACGGUUUCCGAGCUCACAUGUCACUAUCUCAGGGUAUGUUCUUGAGCAAGUACUAUGGCGACAAAACGCUUUCCACCAAUCAACUGUGGUCCCUGUUCCUGGAGAAACUGCAAGAGGGUAUCAAGAAAUUUAUACCAUCUUAUUAUGUCUUGGGCAAAAACCGGCUCCCGUAUGUAAACCGAAGCCUUAAGCGCCUCAUGAAAAAGGGACAAGUUGCAUAAAAAGAAAGAUCCUAGGUAUAAAUGCUUUAAGCAUCUGGUGCAUAGGAAACACGCUAAGAGUGAUUCCACAGGCAUACCGGUAUAUUUUGGGCGUAAAACCAGAGUGGUGGCAUUACAUAAAAUUGAUGGCAAGAUAGGGAGGGCUCAAAGUAAAAGUACCUAAUUAACAGACGGGAGGCCUUAACUUCAAAGUUUCUUUCAAA
Molecule: messenger RNA, 2319 nt
Organism: Exaiptasia diaphana
Lineage: Eukaryota; Metazoa; Cnidaria; Anthozoa; Actiniaria; Aiptasiidae
Product: C-reactive protein
Exons: 3
Coding region: 121-966 (281 amino acids)
Source: RefSeq, a predicted model, not a curated record